Molecule: messenger RNA, 405 nt
Organism: Staurois parvus
Lineage: Eukaryota; Metazoa; Chordata; Amphibia; Anura; Ranidae
Source: the annotation of a GenBank genome assembly
GCCAUGUUAGAAUACCGGGCUGGCCACUCGGCUCUACUGUGCAGAAGAACCUGCUCCUCGUUCCUACCUGUUCCUCGGUCCAGCGGUGUCCUGCUUUCACCAGCUGUCUUCUCUUCCCGGCACCGGCAUCUUCAGUCCGCUCCCCAAAGGGCUGCAGUCUCUGGUCAUCUCCUGUACUGUGUCCGCAGUCUCUGGUCAUCUCCUGUACUGUGUCCGCAGUCUCUGGCCAUCUCCUGUACUGUGUCCCCAGUCUCUGGCCAUCUCCUGUACUGUGUCCCCAGUCUCUGGCCAUCUCCUGUACUAUGUUUGCAGUCUCUGGUCAUCUCCUAUACUAUGUCUGCAGUCUCUGGUCAUCUCCUGUACUAUGUCUGCAGUCUCUGGUCAUUUCCUGUACUAUGUCUGCAG